Messenger RNA from Carassius carassius (crucian carp), 2279 nucleotides. RefSeq names its product calcium homeostasis modulator protein 5-like. The transcript has 2 exons. The coding region runs from base 127 to 1074 and encodes 315 amino acids. Lineage: Eukaryota; Metazoa; Chordata; Actinopteri; Cypriniformes; Cyprinidae. The record is from RefSeq and is a predicted model, not a curated record. Gene Ontology annotation, molecular function: monoatomic cation channel activity.
CAGAGACAGAGAAGGAGGAGAUAAAGGAAGUGUUGAAAACAAAGUGAAAAUAAGAGACAGAGACAAGGGAGUGCCGUAGCAGAAAUCAUCUCUUUCAGUACAACAGAUUCUUUGAGUGUUCGGGCCAUGUCUGUACCAGCUAUGGAUUCGUUUAAGACUGUCCUAAAAUUCCUCACCAAUCAGAAGUCCACGAUUGGCUACAGCUUCAUGGCUAUUUUGACAUUAGGAAGUGAACGAAUUUUCUCCAUGGUGUCUUUUCAGUGUCCGUGCAACCCUAAACAGAAUUUUGUGUAUGGAUUAACUUUUCUGAUCGGCCCUGCGGUUGUCUUGCUGGCGAUUGGACUCUUUGUUAGUACACCUCUUUGGCAGUUAUACACUGGGUGUUGUCGCAACCCUAUCAAACUUUGCCCCAGGGGUAACUUUAUGGGAUGCUUGCAGGUGUUUGUAAAAGUGCUAUCUAAAGCCUGCAUUGCCCCUGUCAUGUGGCUUAGUGUAGCACUGUUAAAUGGAACUUUUUAUGAGUGUGCUGUUAGUGGCCUGAAGGAAAAUAUGGUCAUCCAAAUUUUCUGCAAAAACAAGACACGAACAUGCCAGGAGGAGCUCCCCAGAGUACCCUGCAGCAAGUCCCAGCUGCCCCCGAAUGAAAAUAUGGAACUGCUGUUGAUGUUACGAGCCCAGUCACAGAUCCUCGGCUGGUCCAUUAUUAUCAUAUCGGCAACAUUAGCCCUUAUUGGAACUUGCUUUAAGAACUGUCGCUCUAAAGUAAGCUACCUUCAGUUAACUUUCCAGAAGAUCUACAUGGAGAAGGAACAGGAAAGGUUUGAGGUGUUUGCAGAAGAUUAUGCCACCAAACUGGCAGAGAGAAACCUUAAGAGUUUCUUUGACAACAAAAGUCCUGAGCCAUUUCCCUUUCCAAAUCACAAGGCCUGGGAGGAGAUCUCUACUAUAUACACUUAUAAGGAACGCGAACAGUACUACAGUACACUGCAAAGAUAUGUGGAGCGUGCAGAUCGGGACUACAGCCCUGAGAAGCAUCCUGUUCUAGAGGGGCAAGAGGGCAUAGAGAUGACAUAAUAAGAAAAAUAAGAGAUGAGAUUUUUGUGGCUACAACCUGCACUGAAAGUGCUGACAAAGUGGUUGUGGCACUAUUCGACCUGCAAAUACUUUGUACAGUUUUAAACUUCUAUAUCAAUGAACCAACACAGAUCUCAGGUUUUACAAAGUCAGAAAAUGAAGAAAAAAACACUUCUCAUGCAGGGCAUUUGUCAUUUAAGCCUUGUGCACUCUUUGAAUCUGUACAGCUCUCUUUUUCCUCUUAAAAUCUUUUUCACCAUAUCCUUAUAAAACAGGUAGUGUGUUUGAUGCACGUUUAUGCAUGAUAACCUCAAAAGAUUUUGGUGCUGAGAUGUAACUGUCCAGCACUGAUUCAAAUCUACAAUAAGGUCGCAUUGCACUUAUGUUAACCAACAAAACAUAAAACAUGUAAACCGUAAUGCUUAUUUCCUUUGCUGGUUUUAAACAGAUUAUUUGAAAAACAGGAAACCCACAAACAAAGUACCCAACACACAUUUCUUCAGUAGUUUUGACCCACAAAUCAGCUCUGUAUAGUGAUAAAAAAUGAGUUUCUGUUAGCAUGACUGUUCUGAAAAGCAUAGGACCAAUUACUACACAAUAUCACAAAUAUAUCACAUAAGGUUUCCGGCUUGUCUGUGGUAUGCAUUUCCUGAACUGUCUUGAAAGAGAAGUAAAUAUACUCAGGUUAAUAGUCAGUGAAAAAAAUUACAACAAUAUUAUUUUAUAUUAAAACUGUGCUAUUAGAUGUAAGUUAAGUGUGAAAAAUAUUGCUUAGAAGUAACACAAUGUAGCCUAAUAACUAUUAUGACAUUAAAACUGAGUCAAAGCCACAUCCUUGCCCUUGUGUACAAAGCUAUGAGAUACAGCGGCUGACCUGCGUUUGAGUUCUUGCUCGAGGUCCUUUUCUUUAAAAGCAAAGGCACAGGCAAUAACAAUGGCAAAAAACACACACACACACACACACACUACAUAUAAGUUGUACUAACAAUACUGUUAAAGAUCAUUUAUAUUUGUGGAUUUGACUUUGUACCCAGAAUAUUAAUAAAUUGUUCACUAAACUGAACUAUAAAUGACAACUCAUAUUAAUAGGAACCAUAAACACAGUCCAUCUGCCUCAUUUGAUUUAAAUGUAAGACAAAUAAACAAAAUGUUUUGCUUGUGUGUAGAAGCAAUGCAAAUAAACUGUUUAUUUAUAUAUCCUAUAA